UGAAGAGCAGGGUCGACCCGUCAUCAUGUGCACCGGGCUUCCGAGGACUGCCUGUCCGCUGCGACUUUUUGCCCUCUGCAUCCUUCUUUCCCACGCAGCAGCCUAUUUCGGCCUUACAGGUCGCGAGCCACUGGUCUUUCUGCCCGGUCCUUUUGCCAACGAGCCUCCGAACGGUAAAGCGCACCUGAAGCAAUGCGAGCAGAUGACUUUGACGCGCCGGCAAAAGCGCUUGUGCCGGCGAGAACCGGGGCUGGCGGAGACUCUGAGGGAAUCUGUCCGUCUCAGCCUCCUGGAGUGCCGCUAUCAGUUCCGCAACGAGCGCUGGAACUGUAGUAUGGAUGGCCGUGGAAGCCUUUUAAAACGAGGCUUUAAAGAGACGGCCUUCCUGCUCGCGGUGUCAUCAGCAGCGUUGUCUCACGCGCUGGCCAAAGCGUGCAGCUCGGGGCGCAUGGAGCGCUGCACCUGCGACGAUUCUCCUGGGCUGCAGCACCGCGAGGCCUGGCAGUGGGGCGUAUGCGGGGACAACCUCAAAUACAGCACUAAGUUUCUCAAGAAAUUCUUGGGGCAAAAACGGGUCAGCAAGGACCUGCGUGCCCAAAUCGACGCUCACAACAUUAACGUCGGCAUCCGGGCGGUGAAGAGUGGUCUUAAGACUACUUGUAAGUGUCACGGUGUCUCCGGUUCUUGUGCUGUGAGAACAUGCUGGAAGCAGCUCUCCCCGUUUCAAGACACAGGCCAUCUGCUGAAGUACCGCUAUGACACAGCCAUUCGAGGGCAUAGUGUUACCAACUCCGCCACUGGAGAGAUCGAGCUGGCAAACCCACGGCGCCACAGCAACACAGGUCCCCGUCUGCGGCCCACCGAGCUGGUAUUUCUGGAGGAGUCACCCAGCUUUUGCAGGCCAUCGCGCUACUCCCCCGGGACGGCUGGCAGACCGUGUUCAAAGGACACCAGCUGCAGCAGCCUGUGCUGUGGACGGGGCUACAACACGGCCCUCCACCUCACCACCCUCUCCUGCCACUGCCAGGUCCGCUGGUGCUGUCACGUCGAGUGUCAAACCUGCCUCCGAGAGGAAGAGGUCUACACCUGCAAAAAACACUGAUAGCAAG
Sinocyclocheilus grahami is the source of this 1109-nucleotide messenger RNA. Its product is annotated as protein Wnt-9b-like. The transcript has 4 exons. Gene Ontology annotation, cellular component: extracellular region. Bases 26 to 1102 code for a protein of 358 amino acids. Gene Ontology annotation, biological process: cell fate commitment; multicellular organism development; neuron differentiation. Gene Ontology annotation, molecular function: frizzled binding; cytokine activity. The record is from RefSeq and is a predicted model, not a curated record. NCBI's taxonomy places the organism in Eukaryota, Metazoa, Chordata, Actinopteri, Cypriniformes, Cyprinidae.